Molecule: messenger RNA, 609 nt
Organism: Antrostomus carolinensis (chuck-will's-widow)
Lineage: Eukaryota; Metazoa; Chordata; Aves; Caprimulgiformes; Caprimulgidae
Product: ras-related protein Rab-28-like
Exons: 3
Coding region: 9-269 (86 amino acids)
Source: RefSeq, a predicted model, not a curated record
UGGAGCACAUGCGCACAGUGAAAGUUGACAAGCACCAGCGAUUUUGCCAGGAAAACAAUUUCAGUAGUCAUUUUGUGUCGGCCAAGACAGGAGAUUCUGUCUUCCUGUGUUUUCAGAGAAUUGCUGCUGACAUACUUGGCAUCAAAUUAAACAAAGCAGAAUUGGAACAAUCACAGAGGGUGGUGAAGGCAGAUAUUGUCAACUACAGUCAGGAGCCUGUGACAAGAACCGUUAAUCCUCCUAGAAGCUCAAUGUGUGCAGUUCAAUGACCACGCUGUUCUUCUCUGUCUUGAUACCUUUGUCAGUGCUCCUACCUUGACGCAGUCUCUGGGAUUACCAGGAACUUUGUUUUAACAGUGACCAUCACAACAAUGCAAUUAGAGGUUUCAAAAACUUGUUGCAGCGUUGUACAUUGAAAAGCAGCAGGCAGUUUUUUGACUGGCUGAAAUUCAAACAUGAGACCACACACUUUGAAAAAUUAAGAUCUAUAUUCUUUUAAAUUAUAUUUAAAUAAAGCAGUAUACCUGUGUUUAUAUGUUUCUUCCUAUCUAUUUGACUGAUACUGGAAUAAAAAUGGAUUAAGAAGUACUGCAUUCAAAAUACUUUUAA